Paramisgurnus dabryanus is the source of this 398-nucleotide messenger RNA. It is a transcript of the gene ndufa4l2a, whose product is annotated as NDUFA4 mitochondrial complex associated like 2a. Gene Ontology annotation, cellular component: respiratory chain complex IV. The record is from RefSeq and is a predicted model, not a curated record. Lineage: Eukaryota; Metazoa; Chordata; Actinopteri; Cypriniformes; Cobitidae.
UCUCUCUCUCUCUCUCAGUUGAAAUACAGACUCAGUUCUGCUUUUCUUUUGCAGUAAAGAUGCUUCGGGCGGUUCGAGAUCAGGUCAGGAAACAUCCUGGACUGGUUCCACAGUUUUUCUUCAUCUGUCUGGGCAUGGGUGGAGCUUUUCUUUAUUUGUUUCGUCUUGCAAAAGGACCUCAUGUCAUCUGGAGAAAAAGCAGUAACCCAGAGCCGUGGAAUGAACUCAGCCCAACUUACCAGUACAAGUUUGUGGCCAUUAACACAGACUACAAAAACCUGAAGAAAGAAGGACCAGACUUCUGACUCCUGACAGAAUCACAACUGAUGUUUUUUAUGUAGACACUGACUUCAUUUUACUCCCUAUUAAAAAUAAAAUGAUUAUUAAAACAAAAUAAA